CUACUGAGUUUGACUUGACUUGUCUUCUCAUUCAAGCUGGUGGACGCUCACUGAUGAAGAAGGAACCUGCGUCGGCAACACAUUUCGGCUUCUUACCUACUUUUACACACCUUACGGACUCACCUGAGUAUUAUCAUACAUUGAAGUACGCGACUUUCAAGUAGUUUAAGGCGUCUUAAAGUGCCGUGAAGCGUGAAAGUGGAUCUACUUUGCUUGCCGUAGUAGUUGGUGAGCCGCGGCUUGUCUCAACAUCAUCAUGGACAACUGAGUGAACCCUCUUCGCCCCCAACUGCAGCAAAAGAGAAGACGUGGGACAUGAUUAGGAGGUGGAAGUCUUCAGCUUAACAAAGAUCAUCAAUGAAUAUCUGCCAUGCUACAUGGGAAGGCUCCAAACUCCUCCCUACUCUUGUUCCUUAUCAUCGGCAGCAUCCUCGCCUUAAUACAUGCUCACUCCUACCCUAGUUUUUCCCGUGAUGGCACAGAAUUCCAGCACCUUGUCCUCCACCCAGACCCGUCCGUAGGCAAAGUCUACGUGGGUGCAAAGGACUACCUUUUCCAGCUGGAUGGAUUAGACGGACUGCGUCUGGAGCAAGAGGAGAAGACUGGUCCUGUAAGAGACAGCAAAGACUGCAUUCCUCCUGUCUCGGAUUCCAACUGUCCCCAGUCCAGAAGAACCAAUAACCAUAACAAGUUACUGCUGGUGGAUCCCAAUGCUUUAGAGCUGAUCACCUGCGGCAGCGUUUACCAAGGAACUUGUCAGAAACGGAGCCUGACGUCCAUCAGUGAGGUUCUUUUCUCCACCGAGAGGCCAGUGGACACGCAGUAUGUGGCGGCAAAUGAUCCGUCUGUGUCAACUGUGGGGCUCGUGGUGGGGCUUCGAGAUGGAGAAAGGACUGUGAUGUAUGUGGGCAGGGGAUACACCGCCAGCCAGCCACCCAUUUCCACCAGACACCUUUCAUCUGAGCCUCUCUUUUCCUACGAGGAGACGGCCAAGCUGGCCGUCGCUGGGCGCCUGUCGGAGUACGACCACCACUUUGUGACCACGUUCACACGGCGGAGUUAUGUCUACUUUUUGUUUUACCGGCGAGACAUCAAGUCAUCGUCCAGGGAGUACCAAACCUAUGCUGCUAGAGUUUGCCUAGACGACACCUCUUACUAUUCCUAUGUGGAAGUACCGCUUGUUUGCCAAUCUUCAUCCUCCAGAGUGUACAACCUACUCCAAGCAGCACAGGUGGGCCACGGUAGAGACAGGGAGGGUGAGGAACUGUUGGGAGUCUUCUCCACCCGUGUCAGCUCAGCAAACCAACAUCCGUUGGAUGGCUCUGCUUUGUGCGUCUUCCCUUUGGACGAACUCGACAAGCAUAUCGACUCCACUAGAGACCGGUGUUACACCCAAGAUGGCAUGGCGCAGGACGGAGGAGAAGUGGCCUACAUAGAAUAUGAGGUCAAGUCCAGCUGUGCCAACCUACCCAUGAACACCCUUCAGGCAUAUCCCUGUGGCUCCGACCACACCCCGAGUCCGAUGGCAAGCCGGGUGCCUCUGGUAGCCACGGCUGUGUGGCAAACCUUGUCCACCCACCUCACAGCUGUGGCUGUCAACGUCCGGGAAGACCACAGCAUUGCCUUCCUGGGAGACUCCAAGGGGACGCUGCACAAGGUAUAUCUGGGCCAAGAUGGCCAAGUGGAGGUGUAUGCCAACGCAACCAUCCAGCCCAACUCUCCCAUCAAGAGUGAUUUACUCCUGGACCAGAAGAGCGCACACAUCUACAUCAUGACCAAGGCUGCUGUAGAGAAGCGACCGGUUGCAGAAUGUGGAGAUCACUUGGAGUGCCAGUCGUGUCUGGCUGCUAACGACCCGUACUGUGGCUGGUGUGUCCUGGAGGGACGGUGUGGCCAGCGCUGGGAGUGCCGGCAAGGGUCAGUGAGGGGUCAGUGGCUGUGGAGUUUCAACCAGACGCAGCAGUGCCUCAGCAUCCAACAUCUCAGCCUGUACAACAUCAGCCGUGGGGAGAAAACUGACAUCACAGUGUCAAUGGAAGGACUUCCUAGUCUGGGAGAAGGAGAGACCUACUCGUGCUUCUUCCACGACACAGAAACCUCUGCAUUGUUUACAAACACCGGCGUGAUAUGUCCCACCCCUGAUGUCAGCAGUCUGCCCCCCAUCGAGCGUGGAGAUGAGUUUGUGAUGGUGAUCCUGUCCUUACGUUACCUCAACGUGACCGUCGCAGAAACCGAGUUCACCUUGUACGACUGCAGGCUGGUACAAGAACUCUCUGGACGACGGCCGUGCCAAGGGUGUGUAAGCAGCCGCUGGGGGUGUAACUGGUGUAUACACGAGCACGUGUGCACGCACGCACACACCUGCAGCCGAGGAGUCACCAUCUACAACCAACAUUUCAAACCACCGACACCCACCAUCCCACCACCCACCAGAAAACAGACCACUUUACCCCCGACUCUGACGACCGCUCCUACAACAACACGGCCGCCACCCACCGUGCCUCCUGCUACCACCACUGCAGCUGUCACUCCCACCACUCUUUACAGCGAGUCCACAUCCCGCCCACCCCAGGACGUCACUCCCACCUUCACGGGGACCACCAUGGAUGUCAGUGUUACCGAUGGGUCCCCGUCACUGGUCACAACGCCAGGUUUUGUAGAAGUAGAGACUGUUGAUUGGCUGCUAGCUGCCAACACAUCUCGUAGUACAUCGCCCGGCAGCACAAGUGGCCCAGUUGACUCUGAAGUGGAGCCCUCUGGCUCCUCUUCUGGUGUAAGCUCAACCACAUCCAGGGAAGUUGUUACGCUAACAGAACUGGCAAGCAGUGAUUCCACCGAGGAAAGUGACGGCCCUCCGUGGAUUAAGGAGUGGUCUGAGGCGGAGGCAGACACGGAGUCACCCGGUCAGGAAAACAUCACCUUUACGCAAUCACCUGACAUUUUUAACAAACCCGACACCGAGUCCGACGAAAAUGACCAAGCAGAUUCUUCUGUUGGUUCUUAUUUGACGGACUGUCCUUGUGUGGAGAAAGUUGAGGAUUCCUCCCUCCUUCCUGUCAACGUGGAGAGGAAGAUCACGCUGGUCGGACGACACCUCCACCUGUUCCAGGAUGAGACUCUGGACUACGAAUGCGUGCUGGACAUCGAGAAUCAGUCCGUGGUGGUGGAAGCGUCCGUGGAGGUGGAUGACAAACAGCAGUCGGUCUUCUUGAUCACUUGCAGAUCUCACCAGUUUGCCUACUCUGCGCUGAUGGAGGAAUACCCAGCUGUGAUUAACGUGAGGAGGAAAGAUAACUUCCCCAUCGACAGCGCUGACGACCUUUUCGUGACUCUGUUUAAUUGUGCCGUGGGGAGGUCCGACUGCAGUCGCUGUCGUACCGCCGACCCCAAGUACGGUUGUGUGUGGUGCGGCGGUCCUGCCGACUCCCACUGUGUCUACCACCUGUCCUGCACUGAUGACGUCAAGCACACCUGUCCUGCGCCUGUCAUUCACUUUUUGGAUCCUGUGUCGGGCCCUAUCGAGGGAGGCACCCUGGUGACCAUUUCAGGCUCUAAUCUCGGCCAGAGGGCUGAAGACAUCCAGAACUCGGUCACGGUUGCCGGGGUUCCCUGCAGCGUGAUCCAAAGCAGAUACGAAGUCUCCUCCAGGAUCGUGUGUGAGACCACCAGCAGCAAUGGACAGAAGAGCGGCCAGGCCUCGGUCAAAGUGAGGGGAGGAGGACUUGGACUGUCUGCUCAGACCUUCAACUUUCAGGAUCCCACACUGAGCGGCGUCUCUCCCCAGAGAGGUCCCAAGGCGGGGGGCUCGUCCGUCACCAUCAAAGGUCGCGGCCUCCAAACGGGCCACCCGAGUGACGUCAGCGUCCUCAUCGGAGGAGUUCCAUGUAUGGUGCUCAACAUGGACGAGGAUCAGAUCUGCUGCCAGACCAGGGGCAGCAACAGGACAGGAGGACAUGGCAUCACAGUGCGGUUUGGAGGGGCUGAGCGCCAUCUGCAGGGUGUGGUGUAUCAUUACACCCCGAACCCUAACAUUACAUCGGCUGCACCACCCAGAAGCUUUCUCAGUGGAGGCAGAAUCAUCCGAGUGUCUGGUCAAAACCUGGAUGUGGUCCAAGAACCCAAAAUGCGGGUCACGCUCAGCCCGCCUGAUUCCCUUCCUCCCAGGCGGAGGCGGCGGGGCGUCCGUCGGGUGAAUGAAGCGCAACAUCAACAGAAGCCACUAAAGCGAGAACGCAGGAUGGUCCCAGAGGUGGACUGCUCCCACGGUGCACUCUGUCACGUCAAGCAGUACGAGUCUCGCUGCACAGUGAACAGCUCCUCCCUAAUCUUGUGUCCCACGCCGGCUGUGGGUCCGGACGCCAGGAGAGCCAGGGUCAAAGUUCAUUUCCUGCUGGACAGUCUCCAGUUUGACUUCAACGCGGUGGGCAGUGAAGCUUUCAACUACGAAGCCAACCCCAAGCUCUACAUACUCAACCGCAAGCAGCCCGACAAACCUUACCACCACAAACCUGGCAGCAUCAUCUCUGUUGAGGGGGAAAACCUGGACCUGGCCAUCUACAAACACGAGGUGGAGGCUCGGAUUGGGGAAGGUGUGUGUUCGGUGAAGACCCUGACCCACAACCAUUUGUACUGUGAACCGCCGGCCAAACAGCCGUCAGUCGCAGCCAGCCAGAAGAAGGAUGUUCUGGACGGUCUGCCUGAGUUCACUGUGAAAAUGGGCAACUUGAACUUCUCCCUGGGUAGAGUUCAGUAUGACAGCCAAGCUCUGUCCAUAUUCCCCAUGGAGGCUCAGGUGGGAGUCGGGGUGGGAGCCUCCAUAGUGGCUCUCAUCGUGCUCAUCAUAGUCCUCAUUUACAGGAGGAAGAGCAAACAGGCCAUGAGGGACUAUAAGAAGGUGCAGAUCCAGCUGGAGAAUCUGGAGACCAGCGUGCGAGACCGCUGCAAGAAGGAGUUCACAGACCUGAUGACAGAGAUGAUGGACAUGUCCAGUGACUUGGUGGGCUCGGGGAUUCCCUUCCUGGACUACAGAGCCUACGCCGAGCGCAUUUUCUUCCCAGGCCACAAGGAGUCGCCCCUGAGACGGGAUCUGGACGUGCCGGAAAGCCGGCGGCAGACUGUGGAGCAAGGCCUGGUUCAACUAUCUAAUCUGCUCAACAGUAAACUGUUUCUCACCAAGUUUAUCCACACUCUGGAGGCCCAGCAGACAUUCUCCCCCCGGGACAGAGCCUAUGUGGCAUCCCUGCUGACUGUGGCCCUGCAUGGUAAACUGGAGUACUUCACGGACAUUCUGAAGACGCUGCUCAAUGACCUGGUGGAGCAAUACGUGGCAAAGAACCCCAAACUCAUGCUUAGAAGAACUGAAUCAGUAGUUGAGAAGCUUCUCACCAACUGGAUGUCUAUUUGUCUCUUCAACUUCUUGCGGGAAUCCGCAGGAGAGUCCUUCUACAUGCUGUUCCGGGCUAUAAAGCACCAGGUGGACAAGGGGCCUGUGGACGCAGUUACUGGAAAGGCCAAGUACACCUUAAACGACAACCGUCUGCUGCGAGAGGACGUGGAGUACCGCAGCCUGACCCUAAACGUUGUGACACCAGCAGCCAGUGGAGGCGCCUCCACCCAGACGGUGGCGGCUAAAGUGCUGGACUGUGACACCAUCACCCAAGUCAAGGAGAAACUUCUGGACCAAACUUGGAAAGGGACAUCCAUCACCGGGAGGCCGCACGCCGACUCCUUACACCUCGAGUGGCGCUCAGGUGUGGCUGGUCACCUGAUCCUGUCAGAUGAGGACCUGACCUCGGUGGUGCAGGGCUCCUGGAAGCGUCUCAAUACAUUGCAGCACUACAAGGUCCCAGAUGGGUCAACGGUCGCUCUCGUCCCAAGAAACACCAAAAAUCACCUCCAUGACAGCCACGACUACAUGCCUGGAGAGAAGACUCCCAUGCUGGACGACGGCGAGGAAGGAGGGGUUAAGUUAUGGCAUCUGGUGAAAGCCAGCGAGGAGUCUGAGCUGCCCAAGCACAGGCGGGGCAGUGUGAGGGAGAAGGGCGGGGAGAGAGCCAAGGCCAUCCCCGAGAUCUACCUGACUCGCCUUCUCUCCAUGAAGGGCACGCUGCAGAAGUUCGUGGACGAUUUGUUCACGGCCAUCCUCAGCACCAGCCGUCCCGUCCCCCUGGCUGUCAAAUACUUUUUUGACAUGUUGGAUGAGCAGGCUCUGAAUCACAACAUCACCGAUGCGGAGACCAUCCACAUCUGGAAAACCAACAGCCUGCCGCUGCGAUUUUGGAUCAACAUCCUGAAGAAUCCGCAGUUCAUCUUCAACGUGCAGACGUCGGACCAUGUGGACGCGGUGCUGUUUGUCAUUGCCCAGACUUUUAUGGAUUCCUGCACCAUCGCCGACCACAAACUGGGACGGGACUCCCCUAUCAACAAGUUGUUGUACGCCAGAGACAUCCCGCGCUACAAGCAGAUGGUGGAGAGGUACUACGCAGACAUCCGUCAGACCAUCUCAGCCAGUGACCAGGAGAUGAACUCGGCUCUAGCGGAGCUCUCCCGUAACUACGCAGGGGAGGUCAACUUCCUGGUGGCUUUGCAUGAGCUGUACAAGUACAUCAACAAGUACUACGAUCAAAUCAUCACCGCCCUGGAGGACGACUGCACCGCCCAGAAGAUGCAGCUGGGCUACCGGCUGCAACAGAUCGCCGCCGCCGUGGAAAACAAAGUCACUGACCUAUGACCUCACAUGCGUCGCCAUACCUUCUCCCUGUCGCCACAAAGACGUUGAAGGGAGAGAGAAAAAAGACCCCGGCCUCCUUAAAAAAAGACAGAACCAUUUAUACACAAAAAUAGAAAAAAAAAAGAAGGCAUUUUUUUGUGGCGCACAAACAAGACGACCCGUUUUGUCCAAGGGACGACUGCUCGGUGGAUCUGGAUGGACGACAACGCUGAACAUUCCUGCAAACAGUCCUGAAAGGAGCAACUACGGUGGGAGUUUAGGUUGACGAGGAGGAAGAUGAAGUGACUUGAGGGGCUCCCGCAAUGUUACUAAAGUCUUACAAGGAACUGGAACUUAACAAUCAGCUUUCAAUCAUUCUUACUCAAAUGCAGAACCACAACAUUCUCAUAUCAUUUAUCCAUCAGAUUCAUUGUUUAGCUCGGAAUCCCCCCAAAAAACAAUCCGUCCCGUGUGAGAUCUGUUAAACUCAUCAGUCUUCCCCCCCGCCCUGUUAAAAAAAAGGUCCAAACAAGAUUGAGUUCUUUAAAAGCUAUUUUUAUUAUUCAUUGUUUUUUCAGGUUUAUGUUGGAAAUCAUAACAACGGGCUUGAAGGGUCGUCUUAAAAAAACCAAUGUUUUUAUUUGUGAACGGUUAUUACUAGGGAUGUCCGAUAAUGGCUUUUUGCCGAUAUCCGAUAUUCCGAUAUUGUGCAACUCUUUAAUUACCGAUACCGAUAUCGACCGAUACCGAUAUAUACAGUCCUGGAAUUAACACAUUAUUAUGCCUAAUUUGGACAACCAGGUAUGGUGAAGAUAAGGUCCUUUUAAAAAAAAAUAAAAUAAAAUAAGAUAAAUAAAUUCAAAAACAUUUUCUUGAAUAAAAAAGAAAGUAAAACAAUAUAAAAACAGUUACAUAGAAAUUAGUAAUGAAUGAAAAUGAGUAAAAUUAGCUGUUAAAGGUUAGUACUAUUAGUGGAGCAGCAGCACGCACAAUCAUGUGUGCUUACGGACUGUAUCCCUUGCAGACUGUAUUGAUAUAUAUUGAUAUGUAAUGUAGGAAGCAGAAUAUUAAUAACAGAAAGAAACAACCCUUUUGUGUGAAUGAGUGUAAAUGGGGGAGGGAGGUUUUUUGUGUUGGUGCACUAAUUGUAAGUGUAUCUUGUGUUUUUUAUGUGGAUUUAAUUGAAAAAAAAUAAGUAAAAAAAUAAAAACGAUACCGAUAAUGAAAAAAACGAUACCGAUAAUUAACGCAUUUAUCGGCCGAUAAUAUCGGCAGGCCGAUAAGAUGUACGAUAAUGGCUUUUUCCCGAUAUUCCGAUAUUGUCCAACUCUUUAAUUACCGAUACCAAUAUCAACCGAUACCGAUACAGCUCUUUGAGACACUUGUGAUUUAGGGCUAUAUAAAUAAAUAUUGAUUGAUUGAUUGAUAUCAACCGAUACCGAUAUAUACAGUCGUGGAAUUAACACAUUAUUAUGCCUAAUUUGGACAACCAGGUAUGGUGAAGAUAAGGUCCUUUUUUUUAAAAAAUUUAUAAAAUAAAAUAAGAUAAAUACAUUUAAAAUAUUUUCUUGAAUAAAAAAGAAAGUAAAACAAUAUAAAAACAGUUACAUAGAAAUUAGUAAUGAAUGAAAAUGAGUAAAAUUAGCUGUUAAAGGUUAGUACUAUUAGUGGACCAGCACAAUCAUGUGUGCUUACGGACUGUAUCCCUUGCAGACUGUAUUGAUAUAUAUUGAUAUAUAAUGUAGGAAGCAGAAUAUUAAUAACAGAAAGAAACAACCCUUUUGUGUGAAUGAGUGUAAAUGGGGGAGGGAGGUUUUUUGUGUUGGUGCACUAAUUGUAAGUGUAUCUUGUGUUUUUUAUGUGGAUUUAAUUUUAAAAAAAAACAACAAAAAAAACGAUACAGAUAAUAAAAAAAAACAAUACCGAUAAUUUCCGAUAUUCCAUUUUAAAGCAUUUAUCGGCUGAUAAUUUAGGCAGGCCGAUAUUAUCGGACAUCUCUAGUUAUUACGUGUUGUUUUUAUAGAACACCGCUUUUUCUUGUUGCUGUUAGCAUUUAGCACAAAGCACCUCCGUGCCAAAGUACACUGCAUUUAUUUCCCCUCCUUGUCACAGUCAAGUUCUGUGCAAAAUACUCAUUCUUGCUGCAAAUGUGGUUUAAAUGUUGGGCAAAAACAGCUGGCUUGAAAAUGAGCCGAUUGUGACGUCGUUUUACGAUAGCUUGAUGAAGGUACCUUUGGCUCUUUAGCGUUUAAAAAUUUAAUUUAUUUGUUGUUUGUAUUUAUUUAAUUGCUUAUGUUUGUAAGCGUAUUUUGAUUUAGUCGCCCUUCCAUGUCAUUUGGUACUUUUUUUCUUUUUAAGGAAAAAAAAAAUGCAUUUUUUUUUUUUUUUACCGUGUGUUAUAUUGCUGUGACUUAAAAAAAAGUCAAAUUCACUGUAAUUGUUAUUUUUAUUUGUUUUAAAUAUUCGGUACUGCUUAAGGAUGUUGCAAGCAUUGAAUUUGUACAUAAACAUUUUAGUGCUUCCUGUAGCGUGGAUGCAACGUGGCUCUUUAACUGUUGUGACCGUGGAUUCUUGUACAGUAGAUACACUCUGUUGCUAAAUCAUUCUGACUUUAAGUCUUCAAAAACCUAACAAAGGCUGAAUGUGACGCAAUAAAGUGUUCCCAGUUCUAACAAAGAUUGCAAAGAUUAUAAGUCACUGCUGUUUAACUUAUUAACACCGUGUCUUUUUCUUCAUAUUUGACAUGUUUUCAGCGUGUGAAAGUGUAUUUCACACAUUUGGCCACUAGAGGCAGCAACUCCUCUCCCUAUGAGGAAAGAGAAGAAGAAGAGCAAGCUAAUAAGCUACAUAAUUUGUCUUAUUGUGUGUCAAACUUGAACCUCAAAUGUUGACAAUACACGGUGAGUACCGUAUUUUUCGGACUAUAAGUGGCAGUUUUUUUCAUAGUUUGGCCGGGGGUGCGACUUAUACUCAGUGAAAUGAUUAACACAUUAGCGUAAAAUAUCCAAUAAUAUUAUUGAUGUCAUUGACGUAAGAGACUAGACGUAUAAGAUUUCAUGGGAUUUAGCGAUUAGGAGUGACAGAUUGUUUGGUAAACGUAUAGCAUGUUCUAUAUGUUAUAGUUAUUUGAAUGACUCUUACCAUAAUAUGUUACAUUAACAUAUCAGUUGGUUAUUUAUGCCUCAUAUAACGUACACUUAUUCAGC
Molecule: messenger RNA, 9915 nt
Organism: Entelurus aequoreus (snake pipefish)
Lineage: Eukaryota; Metazoa; Chordata; Actinopteri; Syngnathiformes; Syngnathidae
Gene: plxnb1a
Product: plexin b1a
Exons: 39
Coding region: 371-6730 (2119 amino acids)
Biological process (GO): regulation of GTPase activity; positive regulation of axonogenesis; axon extension
Cellular component (GO): semaphorin receptor complex
Molecular function (GO): protein binding; semaphorin receptor activity
Source: RefSeq, a predicted model, not a curated record